Molecule: messenger RNA, 7062 nt
Organism: Alosa alosa (allis shad)
Lineage: Eukaryota; Metazoa; Chordata; Actinopteri; Clupeiformes; Clupeidae
Gene: stk38a
Product: serine/threonine kinase 38a
Exons: 13
Coding region: 2093-3493 (466 amino acids)
Biological process (GO): peptidyl-serine phosphorylation; intracellular signal transduction
Molecular function (GO): ATP binding; protein serine/threonine kinase activity
Source: RefSeq, a predicted model, not a curated record
ACAAAAAGUCAUCUCCUCAUAUUUACGUGUUGAACAACUUUGUUCUCAUAGAUAUUUCUUUUAAUGUGCUUGAGUUAUAAAGAAGUAGAUAGUAAUGUAUUUUGUGUUGAUAACAUGUUGACUAUGAACUUAUCAACUGGCAACUCACUUGGCCAAAUUUGGCUAGCAAUGUAGUUUCAGAAGUAACGAUAGCGAACGAGCUAGCUAGCUAGCGAUAGCUAGGUUAGUUUCGGAUACCAAGCAAGUCGGAAGCUAACAUUGUCACCUAUCCUAGGUUGUUUCUUAAUAAAGGAAGUAGCUUUACGAACGUUAAGUGCUUUAGAAUGUCAGGAAUUAAACUGGGCCUAGGAGAUAUGCGAACUUUCAGAAAGAACUGUAUUGUAAACUUUAAAAUAAACACUUACUCAAGAGUUCAUUUUAGUUAGUGCGAUGACGGCUGGGGGUUUAAGUAGCUACCAUUAGCAAUGGAAUUGACCAAGUAGCUAACUGGCUAAAUCUGAUAGCUUUCUAGUUAGCCAGCUGCACUAGACCAUAGCUAGAGGCUUGUCAUGAAGUAAGCUUAGUGUCUGUAUUGUUUCAACAAGUUGUUGUGACUACAUUGUUGUUGGUGAUGUGUGUAAGAUUAAUCAGAGAAGAGUCGAUAAGUAUAAUUCGAUGAUUGUUCAGUGGUCAGGUAGAAAGUGAUACUUGACGUGGUUAAACAUUUGACAAGGUGACAAGCAACGUUAGAUCAGCAGCUAGCAUACCAUUGCCAACCAACUAACGAUACAUAGGGGUACAUGUUUAACCAGUGUGUUUGGUUGGAAACUGCAGCAGAGCUGCACAUUCAUAAAGCUGAAGCACAGUAACCCUCUCUUUGGAAUCCAGUUUGCCCCCCACUGCUCUUAUGUCUAGUAUAAACGUAAAUCGGUUGAAAUGGAAGGUGACACUUUUAUUAGUACCGUGUACAGCUCCCAUCCCAGGCAUGAGUAAAUCAAGGUUAAUCCGUAAAAUAAUCCCUCCUAACGCAAAAUAUAGCAACCGCAGUCUGUUGUUGCUCGCCUGGUUCAUGAAAUCGCGUUUCAGCAGAGUGGUGGAACUGGUUGUUGACAUUGUUAUGAAAUUGUUGUCAUGCUUAACUUACUUCCAAUGUUUUAUCUCCUGUACUGUACUUCCUCACCUCUAUUUCGGUUUCAUGUAGCAUGGUUAUUUGUGAUGUAUAGCCUAGACUUAAAUAAGUGUUCUCCAUACAUUGAUUAUAGUACUGUUUGACAAAGAUUACAGUAACGUCUGGCAGGGAAACGCCAAUGACUUGUGGAAUUAAAUUUAUGCUUAGAAUGGUUUACUUGAGUAACUCUGUCUUUAUGUAUUGCCUUUGGUGUUUUUGUCACUGUGUCACACGAUCGAUUGAGAGUCAAGCAGGUUGAUCUCCAAUUUAAGGCCUGUGAAACCUGCAUCCUAGUAUUGCAUAAUUCACCUAGGCUAUAUGAAAAAAGGCCAAUUGAUGUGGUGAUAUAUGGGACAACAUUUUGAGCAAUGUUGCUGGGCAACCACAUAACCAGUGGUCUUCCAUGUGGUCUGAUUGGAUGAUAAUGACAAUUUGCCUGCUGAAGUUCUGCAGAACUGUUUUUGUCAAUAUUAAUGGGAAACAUGCCUGAACAACAAUACUCAAUAACAUUGCUCAAAAAGUUGCCUUGUGUAUCAGCUUUAGUGAUACAAAACAGUAGUAUGUUUUAGGCUAUUCUUUUUCUUGUUUGUCAAGCAAUUAUAUUAUGCUUAGCACCUUAUCAUGGUCCAUGCAUCAUGUGGUCAGACCUUUGUAAUCACUUCACAUGCUCUUUACAUUUUUACAUUUCUGUGAGUGAGUUUUAUGUAUGUGAGAUAUAUAUGUGUGUAUGUGUGUUUGUUGUGUUAUGGUUGUAUAAGCUACUAGAUGCCUAAAAUUUCUAUCUAUCUAUCUAUCUAUCUAUCUAUCUAUCUAUCUAUACUACACACACACUCUCACCAUCCAUACUUUUAAGACAUAGCAAUCAGUUGACAGUGAUCUCCCCCACCCCCCUUUACAGCCUGUUCAUGAGCCCUCUCUGGUCUCCCUUCCAUAGUGACCAUAACCAUGGCAAUGACGGGCCAGUCGUCCUUCACCACCAUGAGUAAUCAUACCAAGGAGCGCGUCACCAUGGCAAAGGUGACGCUGGAGAACUUCUAUAGCAAUCUGAUCGCCCAACACGAGGAGCGGGAGAUGAGGCAACAAAAGCUUGAGAAGGUCAUGGAUCAGGAAGGACUGAUUGAUGAAGAGAAGCGAAUCCGGCGUUCCCAGCAUGCCCGCAAAGAGACAGAGUUCCUUCGGCUCAAAAGGACACGCCUCGGACUUGAAGACUUUGAGUCACUGAAAGUAAUUGGCCGGGGAGCCUUUGGUGAGGUGCGUCUGGUUCAGAAGAAAGACACAGGGCAUGUCUAUGCCAUGAAGAUCCUUCGCAAGGCAGACAUGUUGGAGAAGGAACAGGUGGGACACAUCCGAGCAGAGAGGGAUAUCCUGGUGGAGGCAGACAGCCAGUGGGUGGUGAAGAUGUUCUAUAGCUUCCAGGAUAAGAUGAACCUCUACCUCAUCAUGGAGUUCUUACCAGGAGGAGACAUGAUGACCCUGCUAAUGAAGAAGGACACCCUCAGUGAGGAGGCCACUCAGUUCUACAUAGGGGAGACGGUGCUGGCCAUUGACUCCAUCCACCAGCUGGGUUUCAUCCAUAGAGACAUUAAACCAGACAACCUGCUGCUCGACUCCAGAGGCCACGUCAAGCUGUCGGACUUUGGGCUGUGCACUGGUCUGAAAAAAGCUCACCGCACAGAAUUCUACAGAAACCUCAGUCAUAGCCUCCCUAGUGACUUCACUUUCCAGAACAUGAACUCCAAGCGGAAAGCCGAAACGUGGAAACGAAAUCGGAGACAGCUGGCCUUUUCUACUGUGGGGACCCCUGACUAUAUUGCCCCAGAGGUGUUCAUGCAGAAUGGCUACAACAAGCUGUGUGACUGGUGGAGUCUUGGGGUGAUCAUGUACGAGAUGCUGAUUGGCUACCCUCCCUUCUGCUCUGAGACUCCUCAGGAGACUUACAGAAAGGUGAUGAACUGGCGGGAGACGCUUGUAUUCCCACCAGAGGUGCCCAUCUCGGAGAAGGCUAAAGACCUCAUCCUCAGGUUCUGCUGUGAACCAGAAAUCCGCAUCGGCACCACUGGAGUGGAGGAGAUCAAGACCAAUGCUUUCUUUGAAGGAGUGGACUACGACCACAUCAGGGAAAGACCUGCUGCCAUUCCUAUUGAGAUCAAGAGCAUUGAUGACACCUCCAACUUCGAUGAGUUCCCUGAGUCGGAUAUCCUUCAACCAACAGUGGUGACCACCAACCACAGCGAGGCGGACCUGAAGAAUAAGGACUGGGUCUUCAUCAACUACACAUACAAGCGCUUCGAGGGCCUGACGGCUCGUGGGGCCAUUCCCUCCUACAUGAAGAGCAGCAAGAGAUAGCCCUCCUCACUCCUCAAGUCCCCUCACUCUGCAGAGGACUCUUUCCUGAGGACUGUUCGCUGCAGUCUUCUGGGUUUUGACUCUUUCCUCUACGCGUUCCUUGUCCUCCUCCUUUUUAAGGGAUUUUUAAACGUUUUAAUCUUGCUUUUUAAAAAACAAAACGAACAAACAAAAAAAACAGACUCACUCGAAAGGUCGCAACCUUUGCCGGCUAGGCCUCUGCUUCCAUAGGAAGGGAAACGGGAAGGUUAUCUGUUAUGGUCUCUCUUCCUUCUUUCCCUUCCUCUGAUCCACUUGAUUGUCAGGACUUCUGGUGGCCUGCCUCUCCCACUCCUGCUCUGGCGGGAUGACCCUGAUGUCCGAAGCUCACUCACGCAGAGGUGCUCUCCUCCUGCCGUCUCAGGGCUUCCACCUGCCUCUAGCACCUCCCUCCCUCCCCUAUACCUCUAUCCCUCCAUUUUUUCUCUCCCCUCUCUACUUUACCUCUAUCCCUCUAUUCCUCCUCUCCCCUCUCCACUUUACCUCUAUCCCUCCUCUCUAUCCCUUUCUGUCUACGCUGCCCUUCUCCAUCUCCAUAUCUUAACUCUUUCUCCUCACGUUCCUUUCACACCUUGUGCGAGUGUUCGGGCUGUUGUAGUGUCACGUGUGCCUCACUCUCACUAAGGGCUACUCUCUCCGUCUCUCUCUCGUCUCUCUCUCCCUCUCUCUCUCUCUCUCUCUCUCUCUCUCUCUCUCUCUCUCUCUCUCUCUCUCUCUGUCUCUCUGUCUCUAUAUCUCUCUCUCCCUAUCUCUAUCUUUCUUUAUUCCUUGUUAAACAAAACAAAUGUCUAGACACUGGAGCCUUUCUGAAUGAGCUGGACCUAUGUAACUCCCUAAAGGAGGAUGAGCUGGACGUGAGCUUCUCUUGACCUUUUCAGCUUUGAAUAGCAGCAGACGGGUAUAAGGGCGGUGUGAGAGCCGCACCCUAACCACGCUCCACUCACAUUCAACCAAAGACCUGGAGGACAGAGACAGUUUCAGGACCAGCAGCUGACUGUCUGUCUUUCUGUCUCUCUCUCUUUCUCUGUUUUUCUGUCUGUCAGUCUCUACAUCACUCCUUUGUCAUUCCUGUGUCUGAGUGCCGUCUCUUUUUUAGCGGGUUUUUCCUCAGACUCUGCAGCAUUCCACAACCUGUGGCACGCGUGUGCACAUAGUCGUGCUUUGACACAACUCCAUAUGUAACCUCAACUUAACCCAUUUCACAGGGAACACUGGCUGUCAACACUUGAGACUUUUCCAUCUGCUCUUGCCACUCCUGCAAGUCAAGUACAUUUGUCAAAGUACUUUAGAUGUGUCCAAGGGCGCCCUCUUCAGGCCUCUGUGAAUGCAGCCAUUAAGUGCAUGGAAUGGCCAUGUAGUUGUGACUGAGUACUGUGAUUCUCGAAACUGCUUUACUCAUUUUGUCGAGGCUUUCUGAAACUUUUUGAAAGUUGUAAAAACCCAGUGACUUAUAACUGGAAGCUGUUGGAAAUGAAUUAUGUUUUGAGGUCAGACAAGCAUACACAAAGUUUGACAUCUAGAUGUGGGUCUUUCUGUCCAGAAUGCAGACACAAUUUCUGUACCGCAAACUAUGUAUGUAUUAUUUAAGUGCAACUUAAUUCUCAACUGCAAACACUGGUUAAGAGUCGCUAAUUAUGUACAGGAAAAGAGGUAGGGCUUGUGGUUUGAGACGUGCUCAUUUGAAUGUAGAUGACCAGACACUGGAGUCCUAUGGACUUUUGUCUCCUGUCCUGUCUUAUAUGGAGAUGAUCUGCUGUCUGUCUGAUCUGGGAUUUGACCUUUGACUCUAGAUCACUUCAGCUCUCAGUACCGUUCCUCUUCUCUCCAGCGCAAUAAGUCUCUUAUCUGUAUUGAAUGCUAUGAUUGCUAAGUAGUUAGAGUAGCAUAGAUAAGCAUAUCACAAUAACCCUGAGAUGCUGUUUGUUUGAGGAGAGGACGCCUUGAGUCUAGAUCUGCCGUGAGUUUGUCCUUCGAUGCUGUUAUGUUCCGGAAUGUAAAAUCAGGACCAAUCGGCGGGUCGUGUGUGCAGAGCAGAGCAUGUGGCGGGGUUUUUUGUGUUUUGUGUGUAAAUAUGUGCACAGGAGCAUGUGUUGUGAUCUGUUUGAAAAAAACAAACAGGGAGUGUGUGUGUGUGUGUGAUGUAUGAGCUGCGCAGCUCUUAGGGGCGGGGCUUCUGCAGGUUAGGAUUCCGCCACUGAUGCAUGCUGGGUAGAGGCUGAUUUGUAAAGCAAAUCACUUCUGGGGAAAGUUUUUAAAAAAUUGUUUUCUUUUUUUUUUUUUUUUUAAUUAUGCUGCUUGAGUAGAUUUUUUUUUUGCGUGAUUGUUUGCGAGUGCCGAAGCUCGUAUGCAUUAGCUGUUAAUAUUGAUGAGGAUUUUGGGGAUUUAAGUUGGGACACUGUUAAUCAGAACCCUCCUCACACCGAGUGUCAUCAGACUUUCCGCUGACUCACAGAAGGGACACAGACACCGUCAACCAGCCAGCACUGUGCAGAGUUACUCAUUUUAAACCGUACAUACUCACUCAGCUGGGAUAACACUGUGCCACGUUUACUCAUACUGGGCUUCCCUGACACUGCUGCCUUAUUACCUUUGUUAACUUGCUCAACACUGUGCUGACUUAAACUCCCUGAUUCUGUACAGCAUUAAACACCACCAUCACCUGCAUUAAAAACUGUAAACCACCAGCGCUGGAAUGAACCUGGAGUGAUCCAACCAGCCCAGCAUUAGACACACUGAAAUCACCAGCACUGCAUUAAGGUCUGCGCUCUCAGCACAGCACGAAGCAUGUUGCACAACCAGACGUUCUGCUGUAUUCAGCGUUGCAUAGUGGGCUGCCUCACGGCAGUGGGCAGUGUGGGUUUGCUCUGGUGAGUGCUGGCUUGUUACACAGCUGUUUUGUGUCGAGCUCCUCCUAGUGUAUAGGAGGCGUUUAUCAACUGUGGGUCUGAACCUGAACGCCCAGUGGUCUUUCAUUGGUGCCCAGGAUUUCUCAGGAUGCAGGAGGUCUGUGUGUUAUGCACUGUGUUACUGGCGUUUUGGUGAAUGGUCGUGUAAUACAGCCUGCCGGUAAGUCCACUCAGAAUGGACUGAUGCUGGUAGGCUGGAUGCGAGUGAAAUGACUUGCCUGUUUGGAGGUGGGGGAAAGUUAUUUGCCCAACUGGGUGUUUGUGUGUGGUGAUGGAUCACUGAAUGGCUAAUACUCAAAUUAUGCACUUUUUUCAGGUAGAGAGUAGAGUUAUUGGUGAUGUAUAAAAAAAAAAAUUGCCUUUUUCUGCCCUUUUUCUUCAUUGAUUGCUGGUAAAGGUGUAGUUAUAAACCAGUUAAUGUACAGCGGUGAGACAAUGAGCAUGUAUGUAGAAAGCUGCUUAGGCUGUUGGAGGCUUUUGCAAUUGUUACUGGAUGUGUAAUGUUGCUUUUGGGUUCUUGCCCUUCCUUGUUUGAGCACCUUUCUGUGGAUGGUUAACAGUUUGUUUUUGUGUGUGCUGCUGACCAGUUAAAAGCAAUAAAGCACCUCAUGACAUGAAACCCAA